AUGGCCAACAUAACUAACGAAACGGAAACUGAUUUCAUUGAAUCUUGUGAAACAGGUGAUAUAACAAAGGCCGAAGGCCUGCUCAGACAGGUUAAUCCAUCAUGUUUAAAGGAACGGAGGACAUCGGAGGGGCGAACAUGUUUACAUGUGGCAGUACUUACAGGAGACCCAGAUUUGUUAGGAGAGUUAGCAGCAAAGUUAGACUUGAAAGAAUUGAUCAAAAUAACGGACAACCAAGGCGACACAGCUUUGCAUGUAGCUGUAAGGAUAUAUAGCGUGGAUAUGGUGAAGCAGAUGUUAAAGUUAGCUGCAAAAGUACAGUUAGAGGCCGGUUUGUGUGGAUGUAAAAACAAUAAGCAAGAAACUCCACUAAAUAUGGCUAUAAGGUUGCAAUUCCUAGAAGCUGUAGAGUUGUUAAUAACUCGCACUAAAAAUGCACUGGAAGACGAAAACAAAUUUCUUUUGCAUAGGGUUGUGUCGCUUAACCAAGUCAAACUUCUUAAAAUUUUAAUUAAAUUUUCAGAAGGCAAAAAGUUAUUGUCGAAAGUUAUCAAUCUGCCUUACCGGCCUCCUGUAGAUAAUGACGGUAGUCGUGCUGUUAAUCCCCAGCAUAUCCAGCCCGUGCAUACUGCAGUGAGGAACAUCUAUGAGCACGAAAACCGUCCCACCCAGCCAAUUGUUCGAGGAGAUAUGCCCCUGCACAUUGCAGCAAGGAAUAAAUAUGAGCGCAUGGUGGAUUUGUUGCUAACAGUGCCUGACCGGAAGAAGCAUGCCCUUAACGAUGAGGGCAAAACACCAGUGGAGAUAGCGAGAGAAGUCAUGGAGUACUACGAAUGUUUCAGGAUUAUAAGAAAGCUGGGAGAUUUUAAGGGAAAGGUCAAACCAUUCAUGUACUGUGCUCCACAAGUAAGCUAUGAAAAGCACAAGAGAGCGGCGGAUAUGAUUGACCAAGCCUACAAAGAGAGACGCAAUGCAGAACUAGUGGUGGCAGCGUUGUUGGCUACCAUGACAUUUACCGCUGCCUUCAGUGCCCCAGGUGGUUUCCAAACAGACCCAAAGCUGAUGGAUGAGCAAGGGAUCCCUGUUCUCAUAUCCUUCACGUCAUUUAGGGUCUUCCUUCUUUUCAACUGCAUAGCCUUCUUCCUAUCUCUAUUCACUUGUAUCAUGUGGGAAAUGACUUCAGAGCUUACCGUAGGGGACAAGUUGUUCUUCAUGACCAUCAAUGGUGUAGCGGUUUGUUUGAGCUUUGGGUUCACUGCUUAUGGGUUUAUGGCUGCAGUAUUCACGGUGUUGGACAAUAACAUGAACACUUUCUCUUGGGUGGUUUUGGGAGGUCUAAUUUUGAUGUCUUUGUGUGGCGUCUUGGCAGUUCUCUAUCUAGCGGUAAGAUUUGCAGUCUCGCGAGCCAGAUUCCAACGCCUGUGUGGUACACAUCGUCGAAUAGAUGAUUUUGUAGUAUGGGUAUGGAAAAUAUUUGAACGCUGUGGGUUUCUAGACUUAACACGUUUUAUUGGUGAUAAGAUCCGUGCCAGUAUUAAUGGUGAUUACAACCCUUUCUGGAAAUGGACCAUAUCGUAG
Molecule: messenger RNA, 1578 nt
Organism: Cryptomeria japonica (Japanese cedar)
Lineage: Eukaryota; Viridiplantae; Streptophyta; Pinopsida; Cupressales; Cupressaceae
Product: ankyrin repeat-containing protein ITN1-like
Exons: 4
Coding region: 1-1578 (525 amino acids)
Cellular component (GO): plasma membrane
Molecular function (GO): protein phosphatase 1 binding; protein phosphatase regulator activity
Source: RefSeq, a predicted model, not a curated record